Messenger RNA from Paramecium octaurelia, 1180 nucleotides. The record is from the annotation of a GenBank genome assembly. Lineage: Eukaryota; Ciliophora; Oligohymenophorea; Peniculida; Parameciidae.
AUGUUAAAAUUAUUCACGCUGUUAAUUAAAGACGUCCUUAAAUUUCUGUAAAAUACACACUCAAGAUACUCGCCACCUCCCUAUUACUUUGAUAGGGUCAAUAUUCUGUAAAAUCAAAUUAAUUGUUAAAAUCUUAGAUAACACCUUCCAUUAUGUAAAAUUUAAGUGCUGAUAAUAAUUCCUAAAUUAAAUGAUUCCAAAGAUCUCUUAUGGUCUAUUAUGUAAUAAUCAUAAUGAAAAAAAAUAAAGAAGAAUUAUUCUACACGCGAAUAACUAAGAAGUAUAAAAGAGAAGAACAAGGAAUAAUUAAGUAUAUAAUAGUUUAUGAAAAAGUUAAUUGAUGUUUUUUGGUUGAAUUAUAGUUUAUUUGCAAAGCUAUAACUUUAUUGCCAUAAAUUUGCUUUAGAAUGUAGAUAAAACUAAAUUGAAAAACUUUUGCAAUAAAUACAAAGUUGAAGAGAAUAAUCUGCUGAUUAAUUCUUAUAUUUAUUUUAGAAUAAUAUAAAAUUUGAUGUUGACUCUAAUAUUUGAUUUCCAAUAACCAUUCUUAUAAAUCCAGAAAAUCAACAUAGAUGAAGUUAAUAAAUUAUUAAUUUCUUUUCCUCCUGAUUCAUUAGACAUAGGUAUGAAUGAUUCCGUGGUUAUGUUCUUUAUUUAAUUUGAAUAGAAAUUAUUAUUAUUCAUUUAUUUUUGUAUAAAUAUGACAGCCAAAGAUGUGAUUAUGAAAAUGAAUAAAGAAGCUGAGUAUAAUGCACUCACUGCUGACUUUUAAGGAAAUGACACUAAAUUUGUUGGAGAAUAUGAAAAUGUUAGAAUUCCAUUUGAAAAGAAGGAAACAAUCAAAGAUGCUUUUAGAAAGGCAUCUAAAGCAUGUUAGCCAACAUUAAAGAAGUAAAUGUCCAGUCUAACAAUAGUCUCUCUUUGAGGUAAAAUUGGUUGGAUUUAUAGGAUAGAAUAUAUAAUAGAGCAUAAUACUACACAAGUAUUGAAUUGUGAUCUAUAAUUCCUAGCUGAUGCAAAUUCUUGCAUUAGUGAUGCAAGAAAUGUUGCUGAGGUUAAUCUCUGUUGCGAUAAUUACAUUGAAAGAUUAAACAAUGACUUUUAUAACGAUGUCCUAAAAAUAUUAAAGGAUUAUUGAGAUAUUUCAUUUAUUAAGAAUAUGCAUAAAAAAAACCAAAAA